Messenger RNA from Ilyonectria robusta, 544 nucleotides. RefSeq names its product cytochrome b-c1 complex subunit 8. Lineage: Eukaryota; Fungi; Ascomycota; Sordariomycetes; Hypocreales; Nectriaceae. Gene Ontology annotation, biological process: mitochondrial electron transport, ubiquinol to cytochrome c. The transcript is spliced from 4 exons. The record is from RefSeq and is a predicted model, not a curated record. The coding region runs from base 130 to 441 and encodes 103 amino acids.
GUUCGGGAAAGCUCGGCUGAUGGGGAGCGUCUGCGUUUUCGAACCUCAACCCGAGAAAUCCUGCCCUUUGCCUCGCCUUGCCCAUCACCGAGGAAUCCACCACCGAAUCCCCCGUGCAAAUCCGCCAACAUGAAGCCCACUCAGGCUCUCCGAUCUCACCUUGAUCCUAUCAACGGACACUACCUGGGCAACUGGGGCCACUUCGGUGGUGAGAAGCAGCGUGGUAUCAUUACCUAUGGUCUGUCCGCCAACCGACAGAACCCCUGGGCCGGAUCCGUCCACGCCGCCAUCUUCAACACCUUCCGCCGCACCAAGGGCCAAAUCUUCUACUGGCUUCCCCCUAUGAUUGCCGGCUACUACCUUAUGGACUGGGCCACUGAGCGCAACCACUACUACCAGUCCAAGGCCGGCCGUGCCGAGUUUGGCGAUGAGGAGGAAUAGAGCACCUACAGACUGGAAACGAGUGUUGGAGUAGAGGUGGUCCUCUGGACUCAUUGUACAUCAUUGCCUAGACCUAGGGACGCAAUAGACAAUUGUCACAUCA